AAUUUUUCCAAAAAUGGGUUGCUGCUGUUCAUCCCCAAAACCCCUCACAACCGUAAAAAGCCUCCAUCUCCUCGAAUCAGCCUCCGAAGAGACUAAGAGAAUUUAUGAAGAGACUGAAGAGAAACAGGAAUCUGAGAGAAAUAUAGUUGAGGUCAGAGAAGGAGGAGGUGACGCUAAAGGUUUCGGCAUUGAUCAGUACUACAGAAUUAUCAAACUCGCUUUUAAAAGUGAUCUUAAUUCUAAAGGAAACUGGGAGAGAAUGUUCACUCUAGUUAGAAAUAAGAUUGAGCAAGACAAAAUUUUUAGAGGAUAUUUCACCUAUGACAAUAAACUAGAAACUUAUAAGGAAAUGAAGAAAAAAUGUGAAAAUUUUCAAACCAAUACAAUUAGUUCUAUUUUGUUGAAACUCGAGAUAACAAAUGAUCAUCCAAACAUUAAACAGAUCAGAUUAGGAUUAAGGAGGUUUUUAGAUGACAUGAUGAAGAAAUGAAUCAAGAAAGACUACACACCUGUAAACCUUUCAGACUUCCUCACUGCCAAAAUAGGGCUUGGAGAGUGCCCCAAGAAACUCAAGAAAGCUCUUGACUCCUCUAGCCUUCCAAUCAUAAGAAGAGAUUGCAUCAAAAUCCAAAAAGUCCCAACUUUCUCUAGCAAAGGUACUAAACCUGAGUCUAAACGCCCACCUAGCCCGGAAUUAUGGGAAAAAUUAAUGAAUAGUUGAAUGCAAGUAAAAGAUAGAUAAUUUUCAAUUUGAGAACCAA
Messenger RNA from Moneuplotes crassus, 761 nucleotides. NCBI's taxonomy places the organism in Eukaryota, Ciliophora, Spirotrichea, Euplotida, Euplotidae. The record is from the annotation of a GenBank genome assembly.